Molecule: messenger RNA, 4613 nt
Organism: Saimiri boliviensis boliviensis (Bolivian squirrel monkey)
Lineage: Eukaryota; Metazoa; Chordata; Mammalia; Primates; Cebidae
Source: RefSeq, a predicted model, not a curated record
UUGUUUUCUUUUUGAGCACUUUGUUCUCUGACCAUACAAGCUGCAGCAGCUACUGUGACGUAUACCCUACCCUAUUCCCCCCUGCCCCCAGAUAAAACCAGAAAUACCCACUGUGUUUUUCUCUCCCUUCUUUGGAAAGCACAUGGUUGCUGCUGCCAUUGGGAAGAGUGAUACUCGAUCAGCCAGCUAGCCUCCUGAAAAUUGAAACAAGUGGCCAGAGGAUGACUUGGAUGUUGGGUAGCAGAGAGAGCCCUGAAGGCAGGGUUUCAUAACUGCAAACAGCAGUUUUCAUUGUAAUUGAUGAGCUUCCCUUAUGCAGAAACAUUUAAAGGUACCCUUUUAAAUAAUGUUUACUAAUCAUCUGAUUAAAUUUUAUUAAAAAUUUAGAUGAUUCUUCAUAAUGUCACAGUGUUCAAAAACUUGACAGUGUUUGGGGGUGGGGAAGGUGGUCAUAGAAAUAUGAUCAGCUUCAGGAUUUGACAUGUAUGAAGUGAUAAUACAUUUCAACUUUUGAGUUUUUUUUUGCGCUUUUCUCUGACAAUUUUAUUUAUGCCAGCCUUUGAGACUUAGAAAGGAUUUAAAUCACUUUUCAUAGCACGAUUAUUGUAGUGCUUAAUGCUUUAAAAAGGCAUACAGAUGGGGUUGAGACAUUCCUGUUGAGGCAGUUUUUUCUGCAUUAGCCCUAAGAACCUAAUUUUGUAGGGCAGUAGUCUCCAGGUGUUAUAUCUAGCUCCUUUUGACAGUGAGAAGUGUGUUAAAGUUUUUAAUACUGUGGUCUGUUUUGAACAGUUUUGAGAAGAGGUGGCUUUAGUAUCAUUUAUAGGACUCAAAAGGAAAAUGCCUCGGAGAAAGUAUGGAAAAGCAUUCUGCUCUGAGGUUGCCUUAUUGCAAAAGGAGAAAUCAUUUAGAAGUUCAUAUUUGGAGGGCAUUAGAUUGAAUAAAAAUGUGUUUUCCUAUUGGUCUGUCAGCUACAAUUACAAUUAACUUCGAAUAUUCAGAAUUUGUCUCUUUUUUCAGGAGAAAAGCCAUCAAAUUAAUAAAUUUAAUUUUAGAUAAAUUUAAAUGUCUGUUUUGCAGAGUGGUUGUCUUAAUCCAGAACUGAAAAAUUCCUGAUGGUCUUACUGAAGAUUUAUCUAAUGGUCAACAAAUAUCUGUUUUGUUGAGGUUUGGUGGACAUAAUAAUCAUUUUUUAGUCUUCAGAAAACUUUUCUCCUCCUCCCUCUUUUCUCUGCUUUCUAUACCCUUCAACAAAAAGCAUUAAAAGGAAAACAUACUCAAUAAAAUCAAACCUUUAGUCAGUGCCUUUAUCUUCUCAGAGAUUCUCUUGGAAAUACUGCCUGCCGAAAAGGAAGAGAAGGAAAUACCUCUUCUAAAAUUUUCUUUUUAUCUUCUUGCAGCAUCUUCUAACUAGCAGAAAUAAUACAAUUUUCAAGUUGUUUUGUAAGUUGGAUGUUUCUGGUUUUGUGUGGAAUGUCUUGUUUCCCAUUAGGGCAGUGGGUGUCUCACAAGUUCUAGGUUACCGUAUGACAGCCAUAUCCAUUUACAGACAUUUAAGAAGCUUUAUAACAAUGUAUUUCCAGGGAGUAGGCAGUACUUGAUUUUCUGUAUUUAAAUUUUCUGAGGCAGAUGAUAACAUCUGGUAAACACCACCUGCCUAUUCCAUCCAGGACCCUAACUAGUCAUAAGGUUAGCCCCAAACUCUGUUAGGGUUCAUAGUAUUUUAAGAUUCAUUUUUGUGUCCUUUAUUAUGAAUAUAAUUAGUAUUUUCUCCCCUUUCGGGUGCUUUAAGAUCUUAAUACCUGUUCCAAUAUGAGACUACCACAGUAAGACAAGAAAGGGCAAUGCUGUAGUAGGCAGUUAGUUAAGCGCUUAAGUUAGGCCGCUUUGUUAUGAGGUUGAUGAGUUUUUGUCCUUAGUUCGAAAUGAUUAAUAUUCUCACUGACGGAAGUAUCAGCUGUGAUCAUAUAGAUUGCUCUUUCCCGUAGAACUGAAGUGUAUUUUAAAAGUUUUUUUUCUUUUUAUAAAGAAUGUCUUGUUGCGCCGUGAUUGCUAGACUGAAAGUUUCCUCAUCACGUGGUGAGACCCUCCUCUAAUUCAAUCUUUGUCUUUUGUCUUUGCUGCCUUGCAGGGUUGGUACAGUAGGCUUCACUAGACUUAGCUGCAACUCAGAAUUUCUCCUCCAGCACCUGAGUAAAUGCUGAUGGUCUUGUGGAGAGUGGAUUAAGAGUACGAGCUAAGUUCUCAAUCCCAAUUAAGAAGCGGAAAAUUUAAACUGUCUUCUUCAAAGUUUAUCACAACCACCACCAUCAAGACAGCAAACCAAAGGACAAAGACUUUGACCUGCUGUGUUGCUCUGUAUAGUCCAGUUCACGUAUGGUUUACAGACUUGGCUGGGGUUACUAAAAAUAAAGUUGGACACUUCUGUCAUUGGACGCUAUUAUUCACAAGUUACCAGAAUGAGAGCUGUACUGGACACAGCAGACAUUGCCAUAGUGGCCCUGUAUUUUAUCCUGGUCAUGUGCAUUGGUUUUUUUGCCAUGUGGAAAUCUAAUAGAAGCACCGUGAGUGGAUACUUCCUGGCGGGGCGCUCUAUGACCUGGGUAGCAAUCGGUGCCUCUCUGUUUGUGAGCAAUAUUGGGAGUGAGCACUUCAUUGGGCUGGCAGGAUCUGGAGCUGCAAGUGGAUUUGCAGUGGGCGCAUGGGAAUUCAAUGCCUUACUGCUUUUACAACUUCUGGGAUGGGUUUUCAUCCCAAUUUACAUCCGGUCAGGGGUAUAUACCAUGCCUGAAUACUUGUCCAAGCGAUUUGGUGGUCAUAGGAUUCAGGUCUAUUUUGCAGCCUUGUCUCUGAUUCUCUAUAUUUUCACCAAGCUCUCAGUGGAUCUGUAUUCAGGUGCCCUCUUUAUCCAGGAGUCUUUGGGUUGGAAUCUUUAUGUGUCUGUCAUCCUGCUCAUUGGCAUGACUGCUUUGCUGACUGUCACCGGAGGCCUUGUUGCAGUGAUCUACACAGACACUCUACAGGCUCUGCUCAUGAUCGUUGGGGCACUUACACUUAUGAUUAUUAGCAUAAUGGAGAUUGGCGGGUUUGAGGAAGUUAAGAGAAGGUACAUGUUGGCCUCACCCAACGUCACUUCCAUCUUGUUGACAUACAACCUUUCCAACACAAAUUCUUGUAAUGUCCACCCUAAGAAAGAAGCCCUGAAAAUGCUGCGAGAUCCAACAGAUGAAGAUGUUCCUUGGCCUGGAUUCAUUCUGGGGCAGACCCCAGCCUCGGUAUGGUACUGGUGUGCUGACCAAGUCAUCGUGCAGAGGGUCCUUGCAGCCAAAAACAUUGCUCAUGCCAAAGGCUCCACUCUUAUGGCUGGCUUCUUAAAGCUUCUGCCAAUGUUUAUCAUAGUUGUUCCAGGAAUGAUUUCCAGGAUACUGUUUGCUGAUGAUAUAGCUUGCAUCAAUCCAGAGCACUGCAUGCUAGUGUGUGGAAGCAGAGCUGGUUGCUCCAAUAUUGCUUACCCACGCCUGGUAAUGAAGCUGGUUCCUGUGGGCCUUCGGGGCUUAAUGAUGGCAGUGAUGAUUGCAGCUCUGAUGAGUGACUUGGACUCUAUCUUUAACAGUGCCAGUACCAUAUUCACCCUCGAUGUGUACAAACUUAUCCGCAAGAGCGCAAGCUCCCGGGAGUUAAUGAUUGUGGGGAGGGUAUUUGUGGCAUUUAUGGUGGUGAUCAGCAUAGCAUGGGUGCCAAUCAUCGUGGAGAUGCAAGGAGGCCAGAUGUACCUUUAUAUUCAGGAGGUAGCAGAUUACCUGACACCCCCAGUGGCAGCCCUGUUCCUUCUGGCAAUUUUCUGGAAGCGCUGCAAUGAACAAGGGGCUUUCUAUGGUGGAAUGGCUGGCUUUGUUCUUGGAGCAAUCCGUUUGAUACUGGCCUUUGCCUACCGUGCCCCAGAGUGUGACCAACCUGAUAACAGGCCAGGUUUCAUCAAAGACAUCCAUUAUAUGUAUGUGGCCACAGUAUUGUUUUGGGUCACGGGACUCAUUACUGUAAUUGUGAGCCUUCUCACGCCACCUCCCACAAAGGAACAGAUUCGUACCACCACCUUUUGGUCUAAGAAGAACCUUGUGGUGAAGGAGAGCUGCUCCCCGAAAGAGGAACCAUAUAAAAUGCAAGAAAAGAGCAUUCUGAGAUGCAGUGAGAAUAAUGAGGCCAUCAACCACAUCAUUCCUAAUGGGAAAUCUGAAGACAGCAUUAAGGGCCUUCAGCCUGAAGAUGUUAAUCUUUUGGUAACCUGCAGAGAGGAGGGCAACCCAGUGGCUUCCUUAGGUCAUUCAGAGGCAGAAACACCAGUUGACGCUUACUCCAAUGGGCAAGCAGCUCUCAUGGGUGAGAAAGAGAGAAAGAAGGAAACGGAGGAUGGAGGUCGGUACUGGAAGUUCAUAGACUGGUUUUGUGGCUUUAAAAGUAAGAACCUCAGCAAGCGGAGUCUCAGAGACCUGAUGGAGGAGGAGGCUGUUUGUUUACAGAUGCUGGAAGAGACUCGGCAAGUUAAACUAAUACUAAAUAUUGGACUUUUUGCUGUGUGUUCACUUGGAAUUUUCAUGUUUGUUUAUUUCUCCUUAUGA